Molecule: messenger RNA, 2335 nt
Organism: Sciurus carolinensis (gray squirrel)
Lineage: Eukaryota; Metazoa; Chordata; Mammalia; Rodentia; Sciuridae
Gene: Etf1
Product: eukaryotic translation termination factor 1
Exons: 11
Coding region: 169-1482 (437 amino acids)
Biological process (GO): cytoplasmic translational termination
Cellular component (GO): cytosol; translation release factor complex
Molecular function (GO): translation release factor activity, codon specific; sequence-specific mRNA binding
Source: RefSeq, a predicted model, not a curated record
AGGAAGUGAUAUCACAGGCCCCAUGUGAGCGGAUUGCAACACAUGCAGCUGCCUGGAGAGAGGGAGCCGGUGUCCUACGUCAGAGCCGCCGCCGCCGCGGAGCCGCCGCCGGGGAGGAGCAGCCGCUGCCGCCCAGGACUGGGCCUUUAGGGAGGAGGAGGCGAGAAGAUGGCGGACGACCCCAGUGCUGCCGACAGGAACGUGGAGAUCUGGAAGAUCAAGAAGCUCAUUAAGAGCUUGGAGGCGGCCCGCGGCAAUGGCACCAGCAUGAUAUCAUUGAUCAUUCCUCCCAAAGACCAGAUUUCACGAGUGGCAAAAAUGUUAGCAGAUGAGUUUGGAACUGCAUCUAACAUUAAGUCACGAGUAAACCGCCUUUCAGUCCUGGGAGCCAUUACAUCUGUACAACAAAGACUCAAACUUUAUAACAAAGUACCUCCAAAUGGUCUGGUUGUUUACUGUGGAACAAUUGUAACAGAAGAAGGAAAGGAAAAGAAAGUCAACAUUGAUUUUGAACCUUUCAAACCAAUUAAUACAUCAUUGUAUUUGUGUGACAACAAAUUCCACACAGAGGCUCUUACAGCACUACUUUCAGAUGACAGCAAAUUUGGCUUCAUUGUAAUAGAUGGCAGUGGUGCACUUUUUGGCACACUCCAAGGAAACACAAGAGAAGUCUUGCACAAAUUCACUGUGGAUCUCCCAAAGAAACAUGGUAGAGGAGGUCAGUCAGCCUUGCGUUUUGCCCGUUUAAGAAUGGAAAAACGACAUAACUAUGUUCGGAAAGUAGCAGAGACUGCUGUGCAGCUGUUUAUUUCUGGGGACAAAGUGAAUGUGGCUGGUCUCGUUUUAGCUGGAUCAGCUGACUUUAAAACUGAACUAAGUCAAUCUGAUAUGUUUGAUCAGAGGUUGCAAUCAAAAGUUUUAAAAUUAGUUGAUAUAUCCUAUGGUGGUGAAAAUGGAUUCAACCAAGCUAUUGAGUUAUCUACUGAAGUCCUCUCCAACGUGAAAUUCAUUCAAGAGAAGAAAUUAAUAGGACGAUACUUUGAUGAAAUUAGUCAGGACACGGGCAAGUACUGCUUUGGUGUUGAAGAUACACUAAAGGCUUUGGAAAUGGGCGCUGUAGAGAUUCUAAUAGUCUAUGAAAAUCUGGAUAUAAUGAGAUACGUUCUUCAUUGCCAAGGCACAGAAGAGGAGAAAAUUCUCUAUUUAACUCCAGAACAAGAGAAGGAUAAAUCUCAUUUCACAGACAAAGAGACAGGACAGGAACAUGAGCUGAUUGAGAGCAUGCCCCUCUUGGAAUGGUUUGCUAAUAACUAUAAAAAAUUUGGAGCUACAUUGGAAAUUGUCACAGAUAAGUCACAAGAAGGAUCCCAAUUUGUGAAAGGAUUUGGUGGAAUUGGAGGUAUCUUGCGGUACCGAGUAGAUUUCCAGGGAAUGGAAUACCAAGGAGGAGACGAUGAAUUUUUUGACCUUGAUGACUACUAGGUAGUCGACAUGGGUCCGGCAAAACGUGCCUCACCCUCCAGCAUCCAACCCAAGGAGCAUACCCGUGGUGGAAUCCAAACAGAUCCCUGCCUUACAAUUGGAACAUUUCCAGAACUUAAUCCAUGAGCAUUGGAUACUGAAAAGAAAACCGAAACAAAACCAGACCCAACCCUGUACAUUGGUUUGUCAUGGUGUCAGCGCAGCAGCCUACAACUAAGUUCCUAAAUGCCACUUUGGACUAAUUUAAAAAAGAAUCCCAGUUUUUACUUUUACUCGAUGGUGGAAUUGGUUGCUCUUGUAUUUUAUGAAAAAAAAUGAUUUUUUUAACCUUCAUACAUAGAAGCAAAAAUACUUUAACUGCUGUAAACCUUCAAAAGUUAAUAGAAGUGAGAUCAUACUGGUUUGUUUCUUAUUUUGAUUGGAGAAAAAUUAAAUUGCUGCAUUUCGCAGUGACCCAUUUACAUGGCAUUCUCAGCUUAGACUGCAUAAGAAGAAAUACAUGUGGUGAAAUGUUGGAACCAUUUCUUUCUUGGUCUCUGUUUAAUGUUGAAAGGGUGAGCUAGUAGGAGGCAGUUUCAACCUCACUCCCUCACACCCACUCCCCAGACUGUCAGUUUCAAGGAUGCAGAUUGCAUUGUAAAGUCAAACUGACUCACGAAGCAUUGAGGCCAGUGCACUGUUUACUUUCAUCUCUUUGGCAGACGCAUUUGUGCCCAGCGUUUGGGAGCCCUUUGUAUCACUUGCUUUAACAAGGGUCCCCUUAGCCUACUAGAAAUCAGUUUGGGAUGGAUAUGAUGGGGCUUCUGUGCUAUUGCUGGGAUUGGGAGAAAUAAAACAUACAAUUUUAGUGGAA